AUGCCCGCAUCGCUCGAAACGCUCCCGACGGAACUCCUUCGCCUCAUCAUCGAACUCGCCGUCCCGCCCGAAUCUCUCGUCUUCAUCACAGCCAAGUGCCGUCACGAUGCUCUCGUACCUCUCAGCCAUGUCAGCAAACGGUUCUGCAGCGUCGUGCGGCCCCUUCUUCGUCGUGUUCUGGUCGUCAACGCCAUCGUCGACUCGAAAUUGGCUCGGAACGCACCGAAGGAACUGCGUGAACAGGCUUCGGCCGUCGUGUUCUGCACCCAUGAGUGGCAGAAGCCAGACGUCUCUCUGCCCUGGAACGUCAGGGCGAUCUUGGCGGAGAAGGAACUUCCAGCCGCGCUCGCUGCGCUUCCCCUCGUCCGCUAUGCAGCCUUCUUUGGCGCGUUGCAGGACAUUAACAAGACAGUUGUACCUUUGCUACUCAGCAGCGAGUCUCCGUUCAACAGUCUUUACCUCAGGAACUGCACGCUCCAAGUCAAUGCUACUCCGACUUUCCGCCCCUUUCAGCUCGUCCAUCUCGCUUUCGGAGGGCACCUGCUGUUCACCAAGGCCUAUCAGCGUCUUUUCUCGCCAGCCACUUUGCCGGCACUACGGUAUCUCCUCCUCGCCAACCUCUCCUCCGACGUCAAUAUCCUCGCAUGCUGCACAUCGCUUUUUGAUCAGCUGAUUGCGUUGCAACUGGUCUACACUACCGGACCGGCCAAGGGUAUCGCAGCCUCGCUCCUCCAGGCCUUCACCUCGUGCGGCGACAAGCUGCUCGCCAGCAAGUACAUUGUGUACGAAAAGUCAGCAGUCAAUGCUCGCUUCGUGCUGUACGAUUCGCCUCGUUGGAUCAAUGGCAGUCUCGACGCCAGCUUCGCAAACUCUCUUCCCGCUCUUCAAGCCGUCUUCAUCCCGCUCACCGUCAAGGAAGGACCGCCGUCUUGGCAUACGAAGGGGCCGGAUGACCCGCUUGAGGAGUUCUUCGAAGCCAUGGCGAGGCGGCACGUCGAGAUUGUUUGGGCGGACGAGUUCGAGUCGAGCUUCGUCCUUCCCGAGUUCGUGCGGUACCUCAAGGCGAAGCAGCAACACGCUUAG
Messenger RNA from Rhodotorula toruloides NP11, 1083 nucleotides. RefSeq lists its product as uncharacterized. The record is from RefSeq and is a predicted model, not a curated record. NCBI's taxonomy places the organism in Eukaryota, Fungi, Basidiomycota, Microbotryomycetes, Sporidiobolales, Sporidiobolaceae. The transcript has 2 exons. The coding region runs from base 1 to 1083 and encodes 360 amino acids.